GGCGGCGGCCUGAGAGGCGCGGCGGCGCUGAGGGCGGUGGCGGCCCAGCAGAAGGGAGUAAGUCAUAAGACGAUCUAUACAAGGACGAGUUCUAAGAAAAAGCUGCAAGUCAUUUAAUGACCAAAUAAGGUCUCCAUUCUCAUGAUUUAUCUGAUAUGCUUCUCCUGGAGCCAUGGAUGAAUACAACCGCUUUGUGGAUUGGGAUAAAAUGGAUGUUACUGUCCAGAGCCAGGAUGCGAAGGAGCUAACGUGCACAGAGUUCCAGGAGCUCAAGCAGCUGGCCCGGCAGGGCUACUGGGCCAAGAACCACUCUCUGAGAGCCAAAGUGUACCACAAACUAAUUAGCAAUAUCCCGUGCCGCACAGUGACCCCAGAUGCAAAUGUGUACCGGGACAUUGUUGUGAAGAUUGUUGGAAAACGUAACAGUAGCUCCCUUCCACUACCAGAGUUUGUGGAUAACAGCCUGGUCCCCACGUACUGCUUGAAUGCAGAAGGCAUCGGGGCAGUCAGGAAGAUUAUACUGUGCAUUGCGAAUCAGUUCCCAGACAUAUCAUUUUGCCCAGCGCUGCCUUCCGUCAUAGCUUUGCUCCUCCACUACAGCAAAGAUGAGGCAGAGUGCUUUGAACAGGUUUGUCGCAUCCUUGCUUGCAAUGACCCGUCUAAGCGGCUCAUCGAUCAGACGUUCUUAGCUUUUGAGUCCUCCUGCAUGACCUUUGGUGACCUGGUUAACAAGUACUGUCAGGCGGCACAUAAGCUGAUGGUGGCAGUGUCCGAGGAUGUGUUGGAGGUGUACUCCGACUGGCAACGGUGGCUCUUCGGAGAACUGCCUAUGGUGUACGUUGCGCGGGUCUUUGAUGUGUUUCUGGUGGAGGGCUACAAAGUUCUGUAUCGUGUUGCGCUGGCUCUUCUGAAAUUUUUUCACAAAGUCAGAGCUGGGCAGCCCAUGGAGUCUGACAGCAUACAGCAGGACAUUCGAGCUUUUGUGAGAGACAUUGCCAAGUCAGUGUCUCCGGAGAGGCUUCUGGAAAAAGCCUUUGCUAUCCGCCUUUUCUCACGGAAGGAGAUCCAGCUUCUGCAGAUGGCCAAUGAGAAGGCUUUGCAACAGAAGGGCAUCACUGUCAAACAGAAAAGUGUUGCAUCUCCCAAAAGGCAGAAUGUGCACUUAGCAGUUCAUGCUGAGAACUUCAAGUCUGAAAUUGUCAGUGUGAAAGAGAUGCGAGAUAUCUGGUCAUGGAUCCCAGAGCGAUUUGCACUUUGCCAGCCCCUCUUGCUUUUCACCACCUUGGAACAUGGCUGUAGUCUGAGCAGGUUCUAUUCUCACAGCGAGGGACAUGAACCAACUCUUCUCCUCAUCAAGACCACAGCAAAAGAGGUCUGUGGUGCUUACCUGUCAACUGACUGGAGCGAGCGCAGACGAGGAGGGAACAAGCUGAGUUUCUUUGGAACUGGGGAGUGCUUUGUAUUUAGGCUGCAGCCAGAAGUGGAACGCUACGAGUGGGUGAUCAUAAAACACCCAGAACUGGCCACAACUGGUUCAGAGCCAGAAAAUCAUGCCUCACCAGCUUCCAGCACCCUCUCUUCUGGCAGUGUCCCAUCAGACCCCUCAGAUCGCCUUUCUCCCUUCUUAGCGGCUCGGCACUUCAACUUGCCUUCCAAAACAGCCUCCAUGUUCAUGGCUGGCAGCAGCGAGUGCAUCAUUAUAGGAGGUGGUGAUGGCCAGGCUCUUUACCUCGAUGCAGAUCUGAACCACGGAAGAACCAGCCACUGCGAUACUUUCAAUAAUCAGCCACUGUGCUCUGAAAGCUUCCAGAUCUCUGUCUUGGAGGUGUGGGGCUUCAGGGACACCAUGAAUGGUUGACUUGACUAUCAACUAGUUUUCCAGUUGUCCUAGGAUUCCCAAGGCAACCUCUAAUGCAGGAGCCAAGUUAAACGUAAUUUCUGCUGGACUCAGUGCUUUUUAGUAAUUACUAAGUGGUGCACUUGAAUGCAGGGCUUAGUUGUUUACUCUUAUUUUAUUUAAGACAGGUCAAGUAAAAGUAAUGAAUCUGAUUAACUCCUUAGCUCUUUACCUCUAGAGAUCUGGAUUCAGGUCCUGUUAUAAGGUAAAAAUGAAAAUGUAAUGAUUUCAAACCAUCCUAAAUGGAUACAAGUCCGUAUUACAGGAUAGGUUUGCAGUUUGAUGGAAUUCCUCAGAGGCACAGAGCUGGCUGAGGUGCACUGUAGACCUGUGUGUCACUGGCACCAGUAUCUGGCUUGAGCCAGUAAUACCAAAUGUCUGCUCACAGGGAACAUUGAUGACCUCAGAUUUGACAUAGAACAGUAGUUCAUAAAAUCAUUGCCCUACUAUAAGCAGACGUUGCGCAGACAAAUCAGUACCAUUUUGUAAGUUAUGAAAGCCCUCAAUUCACACAAGAACCAUGAUUGCUAGUUAUCCUUCGCUUUGUACCUGAACCCUUGACACAUUCCAGUUGCGUCUGUUUGAGGAGUCUGCCUCUGAGAAAGGCAUCCAGACUGGACAACGAUAUCUCAAAGGCUUGAUUUUGUUUACAUUCCUAUUCCAUAUCAGUAUAAUGACUUCAAACCGACUCCUGUUUCAGGCAGCUGAAAGCCAGAGCAUGUACGCAGUGCUCAGAAACUUCCCUUGCUUCAUCUUUCCUGGAAGCUGAAAUGAAGCUUUAAAUCUGAGAAUAACUGUGCUGAUAUCACUACAUGUUUGGGGAAUUAGACAUUGCGAUACAGAAGCUUAAUGCUCUCCCUACAAGUAAAUGAAGGGAGGUGGGAGGGAAAGUCUUCUGUGUAGUAGUAUUCUGGGAGUGGACGAGUUUCCCAGGAGAACUCUAGGUGACACUGUUUCUCCAUAUCAUGAGUCUUCCCAGUGAUGAGAUCCUGAAAAAGGUAGCGCUUUUUUGCCAGCAGUGUUCUGGUAGGGUUUGGAUGAUGCCAAGAGGCUUUUGCUUCCUCCUGAGAAUUCAUACAGUUCUCUGCAAGCAUACCUUGUGGCAUGUGAUGUCUGGAGGCAAUUGCCUGGUGUCUUUAUCUAAAACUUGCAGCAUCUGCUGUAGAACGUCUCCCACAUGAAGCACAAGUAUAUAAACAUCGAUGGAUAGUCCAGAGCAUAUGACAGGAUGCUCUCAAAGCUUCAGUGGGUAAUUUGCUUAGUAAGAAGACUUACCACAACAAGUAAAAUGAGGGGAAAGAGGAAUUGCUGGUUUUUUCAGCAGUUCCAUCUAAAAAAUUGCUUUAG
Messenger RNA from Gymnogyps californianus (California condor), 3244 nucleotides. It is a transcript of the gene TBC1D24, whose product is annotated as TBC1 domain family member 24. The transcript is spliced from 9 exons. Bases 173 to 1858 code for a protein of 561 amino acids. The record is from RefSeq and is a predicted model, not a curated record. Lineage: Eukaryota; Metazoa; Chordata; Aves; Accipitriformes; Cathartidae.